Medicago truncatula (barrel medic) is the source of this 737-nucleotide messenger RNA. RefSeq lists its product as uncharacterized. The record is from RefSeq and is a predicted model, not a curated record. Bases 90 to 563 code for a protein of 157 amino acids. The transcript has a single exon. Lineage: Eukaryota; Viridiplantae; Streptophyta; Magnoliopsida; Fabales; Fabaceae.
CACACACCACAUUCAUAGUUCAUAACAACCACAACACAAACAUAAACAAGCAUCUUUAUUCAUAAGAAAGAAAGAAACACACACUCUUCAUGGGCAACACAAGUUCUUGUUCUUGCAUCCCUACUGAUAGUUCUAGUUUCGAGAUUUUUAAUGAGAAAGUGAUAAAGAGUAAGAAGAAAACAACAACGUUGUUGGACACUGACGGAAACAUUCGAGAGAUCAAGCUACCGAUGAAAUCAGCAGAGCUCAUGAUUGAACUAAUCGGACAUGUCAUCACUCCGGCGGAUGAACUUCUUAGAACGCGACGGAUCAUCGCCUUACGUGCCAAUGAGGACCUUGUAGCUGGAAAAGUUUACCUGGUGGUGCCGGUGAGUAGGGUGAACUGUAAGGCUUCGGAGUUUGAGAUUUCCAUUGCGGAGAAAAGGAGUGGAAAAAGAAAGGGAAAUGAAACUGCAAAAGUUUCACCAGUAAAGAAGUUAACGGAAAAUGAUAACGGAGGCGUUAUCUCUGUUCGUCAAAGACGAUGGAAUCCAGUUUUGGAUCCAAUUUUUGAAUCCUCUUGAUUGCAUAAUGGAAUUUGGCCAACGAUUUUUAGCCCUUGCCAAGAAUCAUCAUUCAUGUUAUGGUUGUUUUUAGUUUUUCUUUGAUAGUAUAUUUUAACUACACAUUUUGCUGCUUCAAAUGAGCAUAUACAUACAUACUUUGUUUGAAAGGAAACAUUGAGACUUUCUUAUUAA